AUGGGCCAACAGAAUUUAACAGUGCUGACUGAAUUCAUUCUGAUGGGAGUCACAAGGCGGCCUGAGCUUCAGCUUCCACUUUUUGGGAUCUUCUUCAUCAUCUACAUGGUCACAGUGGUGGGCAACAUGGGCAUGAUCAUUUUGACCAAGCUGGACUCCCGGCUACGUAUACCUAUGUAUUUUUUUAUAAGACACCUGGCGUUUGUUGAUCUUGGUAAUUCUACUGUCAUUUGUCCCAAGAUGCUGGUAAAUUUUAUGGUGGAUCAAAAUACUAUUUCCUAUUCUGCAUGUGGCACACAGAUGGCUUUCUGCAUCGUGUUCAUCGUAAGCGAACUUUUCAUCCUGUCGGCCAUGGCGUAUGACCGCUAUGUGGCCAUCUGUAGCCCUCUGCUCUACAAUGUUAUCAUGUCUCUGAGACUUUGCCACUUGAUGGUGGGCAUUCCAUAUCUCUACAGUACCUUUCAGGCUCUGAUGUUCACUAUUAAGAUUUUUACAUUGACCUUCUGUGGCUCUGACAUCAUCAAUCAUUUCUACUGUGAUAUUGUUCCCUUGUUACCUAUGCUCUGCUCAAAUGCAUGGGAAAUAGAAUUGUCGAUCAUACUAUUUUCAGCAUUUAAUCUGAUUUCUUCUCUCCUGGUAGUCCUCAUGUCCUAUAUGCUGAUUCUGUUAGCCAUAUUUCGAAUGCGUUCUGCAGAGGGGAGGAAGAAAGCUUUUUCCACGUGUGGUUCUCAUCUGACAAUGGUGGUUGUGUUCUUCGGGUCUCUCCUCUUUAUGUACGUGCAGCCUAAAUCCACUCACUCUUAUGAUACUGAUAAAAUGGCCUCUGUGUUUUACACGUUAGUGAUUCCCAUGCUUAACCCCUUGAUCUACAGCUUUAGGAACAAAGAGGUAAAAAAUGCCUUCCGCAGGGUCUUUAAGAACUAA
Messenger RNA from Propithecus coquereli (Coquerel's sifaka), 924 nucleotides. RefSeq names its product olfactory receptor 8K5. The transcript has a single exon. Gene Ontology annotation, molecular function: odorant binding; olfactory receptor activity; G protein-coupled receptor activity. Bases 1 to 924 code for a protein of 307 amino acids. Lineage: Eukaryota; Metazoa; Chordata; Mammalia; Primates; Indriidae. Gene Ontology annotation, biological process: sensory perception of smell; G protein-coupled receptor signaling pathway. Gene Ontology annotation, cellular component: membrane. The record is from RefSeq and is a predicted model, not a curated record.